GUGAGAGAGUCAGCGGCAGAGGAGGAGGCAGAAAGAGCACUGAGUUUUAGACCCUGUGCAGAUAGAGAGGAAGGCUGUGAUUUCAAGACGUACUAGGAUUACCAAACACUCUCUGUCUCACAACAUUUGGUCAAGAGGAUGUUAAAAAAGACCCUUAUGGCGAAGGAUGUAUCUUUGAGUAACCUUGGAGUAAUCUGCUGAAAGUCUGAAAUGACUUUCACACACACUUAUCUUCAGACAGUUUGAAAUUGGAGAAGAGAAAGAAGACGUCACAGUAGAGACGUCACAGUAGAGACGAGAGUGAGGACAAAAUUUAGUGUUUCGACUUUCAUACAGCAAAAUAAUGGGGACUGUGAGUGAACUUUGUGUGUCCAGCCUUCAGGCUUUCAUGUGUCCACCAGUGACCAGCCCAUCUACAGUGCCAGACGACCUCACGCCCGAGGAGCAGCAAGAGCUGGAGAACAUCCGGCGACGCAAGCAGGAGCUGCUGGAGGACAUUCAGCGUUUGAAGGAUGAGAUAGCCGAGGUGACCAGCGAGAUCGAGAACCUGGGCUCCACUGAGGAGAGGAAAAACAUGCAGAGGAACAAGCAGGUGGCAAUGGGCCGCAAGAAGUUCAACAUGGACCCUAAGAAGGGGAUUAAAUUCCUGAUUGAAAAUGAUCUUCUGAAGAACACCAGUGAUGACAUCGCUCAGUUCCUCUACAAGGGCGAGGGCCUGAAUAAGACAGCAAUAGGGGACUACCUCGGAGAAAGGGAUGACUUCAACAUCCAGGUGCUGCACGCGUUUGUGGAGUUGCACGAGUUCACAGAUCUGAACCUUGUUCAGGCGCUCAGGCAAUUUCUUUGGAGCUUCAGACUGCCAGGCGAGGCACAGAAGAUCGAUAGGAUGAUGGAGGCUUUUGCCCAACGCUACUGCCAGUGCAACCCGGGAGUCUUCCAGUCCACUGACACAUGCUACAUCCUUUCCUUCGCCAUCAUCAUGCUGAACACCAGCCUUCACAACCCCAACGUGAAAGACAAGCCCACAGUGGAGCGCUUCAUCUCCAUGAACAGAGGCAUCAAUGACGGUGGAGACCUACCAGAGGAACUGCUACGAAACCUGUACGAGAGCAUCAAAAACGAGCCGUUCAAAAUCCCAGAGGACGACGGCAACGACCUCACACACACGUUCUUUAACCCUGACCGAGAGGGCUGGCUGCUCAAACUGGGUGGACGUGUCAAAACCUGGAAGAGACGAUGGUUCAUUCUCACAGACAACUGCCUUUACUACUUUGAGUACACUACUGACAAAGAACCCAGAGGAAUCAUUCCUUUGGAAAACCUGAGCAUCCGAGAAGUGGAGGACAAGAAGCCGAACUGCUUCGAGCUCUUCAUACCGGACAAUAAGGAUCAGGUGAUUAAGGCGUGUAAGACGGAGGCAGAUGGGCGCGUGGUGGAGGGCAAUCACACAUUCUACCGCAUUUCCGCUCCCACCACUGAGGAGAAGGACGAGUGGAUGAACAGCAUCAAGGCAGCGAUCAGCAGGGACCCGUUCUAUGAGAUGCUGGCUGCCAGGAAGAAGAAAGUCUCCUCUAUGAAGAGGCACUAAAUCUGCUCAGGGUGAUUCAGGGCUGUGUGAGUGCUCCCUCUGGUGGAGAGAAGUAACACUUGCAGUGGGACGAUGAGACUGGUCUCCUUCCCACUGCUUACCCCCUUUCAAUAAUGUUGUGUCUGUACUGGGACAGAACGGGGUUUAAGGACUAAGUAGCACAUUGGAGAUUGAAAAAAGCCAGGACUAGGCUCUAUAGUGCCCAGCAGGAACUGUGCUUCUGCUCCUCUUCCUGUUUAAAUGUCCCUCACUUCACCUUAGUGUGUGUGUGUGUGUGUGUGUGUGUGUGUGUGUGUGUGUGUGUGUGUGCGUGCACGUCAAGGGCAUUCUGCUUCAGACUCUUCUCUUGAAAAUCCCCAAAGAAUCAAUCUCAGUCCUAAUGCUGAACCAAAAUGCACACUUUGUCUACCCUGUUUCUAUCUAUCCUGGUUCUUUCAUAUCUCUCUCUCUCAUGCUCUCUCUCUCUCUCUCUCUCUCUCUCUCUCUCUCUCUCUUAAACAUGUCUUAAAACACACACACACACACAUGUUCACGUUUAAUCAGCAGGUCUGACAGAAUGUGGGUUACCAAAAAAAGGCCUCUCCUUGAUUUCAAAACAGGAAAGACCCUUGUAUGCUUUUUUUCUUUAGUUAUGUACAGGCAAUAAGUGUAUUUUUUACAUUUCUAUAACCUCUGUAUAUUCAUUUUCCUCUCUUGUCGAUUUGAUAAACAUCAUUGUAAAGCACCACAUGGCUUUCAGGAGAAAUGGAGGAGGCGGUGUUUAGUGUACGCAAUGCAGGAUGUGAAGCAGUCGUACACUCAUACACUAUCUGGUCAAAGUAUGCGGACACAUGAGUAUCAUACCCAUAUGUGGGACUUCCCCAAACUGUUGAUACAAAGUUGUAAGCACACAAUUGUGUAGAAUGUCUUUGUAUGCUGAAUCACUAUGGUUUCACUUCACUGGAACUAGGGUGUCUAAACCUGUUCCAGCAUGACAAUGCCUCUGGGCACACUGACUAAUUGCCAGGCCUUCUCACCAUUAGUGUCCUUUCUCUUGAAUCUGAAUGGGCACAAAUCCCUACAGCCACGGUUCAACUUCUCAGAAGAGAGAAGGCUGUUAUAGCUCCAGAUGAAUGUGUGAAGGUGUCCAUGUACUUUUGACUAUAUAGUGUAUGUCAAGCUAGGAAUGCCGAUGUAGGCCUUGUGUGUGUGUGUGUGUGUGUGUGUGUGUGUGUGUGUGUGCAUGCUUCUUCAGCUUGCUGUAUGCUAAAAGGCCAAACUGUUUUAGAAAUAGCAAUCAUACUCCUUUUGGGCUGCUUCGUGAAUGCUGUCCAUGUCACUUGUACUGAAACAUUGCAACAACCGCGAGUUCCGAACUCUAAAUCUGCCUAAACUUAAAUCCGCAAAUUGUCAUCAAACCUAAGGUCAGGGACGAAACCCAAGAUAAUUUCACGUCAUCACAGACAAGACUUCCUGUACCUUUAUUGAUCCCUCAUGUCUGAACUAAUGUGUGCUCUAAAUAGCUUACUGGCCCCUUUUUACCUGCUCUGACAGAGUGCAUGCUUUAACGUCACUCUUUCCUUUCUGUGUCCUUCUUUAUGAUUUUACCAAACUAGCAGUUUCCAUUCUCUGAGCAAAGUCAUACAUCUGAGCAGUAUUGGUUUAUUUAUCAAGGAUGUAUAUACUUCAUUGUAUAGUGAUUAUCUUUAUGCAUUUUAUAUAAAUGUGUGUAGCAAAUACAUUAUUAGCUGAGUGCCAUUUUUUUCACUUUUUUUCUUUUUGUCUAUCUUGAAAGUGUACCUUUGGCCUCACGGGUGUGUGUGAGCUCAGUCAUUUUUAGUAAAAAAAAAAAAAAUUAAAUUACAAAAUAAAAUCUAAACACCAAA
Messenger RNA from Ictalurus punctatus (channel catfish), 3453 nucleotides. RefSeq names its product cytohesin 1a (gene cyth1a). Bases 344 to 1588 code for a protein of 414 amino acids. Gene Ontology annotation, biological process: regulation of ARF protein signal transduction. The record is from RefSeq and is a predicted model, not a curated record. The transcript has 13 exons. NCBI's taxonomy places the organism in Eukaryota, Metazoa, Chordata, Actinopteri, Siluriformes, Ictaluridae. Gene Ontology annotation, molecular function: guanyl-nucleotide exchange factor activity.